This is a messenger RNA of Paramisgurnus dabryanus, 4013 nucleotides long. RefSeq names its product ankyrin repeat and SOCS box containing 1 (gene asb1). Lineage: Eukaryota; Metazoa; Chordata; Actinopteri; Cypriniformes; Cobitidae. Gene Ontology annotation, biological process: intracellular signal transduction; ubiquitin-dependent protein catabolic process; protein ubiquitination. The record is from RefSeq and is a predicted model, not a curated record. Gene Ontology annotation, molecular function: protein binding. Gene Ontology annotation, cellular component: ubiquitin ligase complex.
AUAACGCAAUUCCGCAGUUUAUGUCACACUGAGAAGAAAUUUGAGGAGCAGAUAAUGGCUGAUGCUGGAGAAGAUGUUGAUGAUCCACCCAGUAUGAGCUGCCCACUGGUGACUGUGUCACAUCUCCCAAACACUACUGAAGCUGGGCGUAACCUGAAGGAAUGGCUCCAGGAGCAGUUCUGUGAUAAACCCUUGGAACAGUGUGAGGACAUGCGUCUACAUAACGCUGCCUAUGUGGGAGAUUUGGAGACUAUAAGGACUCUCCUGCGAGAAGACAGCUUUAAACAGCGGAUCAAUGAAAAGUCAGUAUGGUGCUGCGGGUGGCUGCCCUGCACACCCCUGCGUAUCGCUGCCACGGCCGGUCACAGCGAAUGUGUGCAUUUCCUGAUCUCCCAGGGAGCCGAAGUAGAUUUAGUAGACGUGAAGGGGCAGACCGCUAUGUAUGUGGCUGUGGUUAAUGGCCAUUUGGACUGUGUGAAAAUCCUUCUGGAAGCUGGCGCUGAUCCGAAUGGCAGCAGACAUCACCGAAGUACCCCUUUAUACCACGCUGCACGCGUGGGUCGGGUGGACAUCCUACAAGAACUGAUCAGGUUUAAUGCUGAUGUCGAUGUAGACCACCAGCUCGGCCCCAGACCCUUGUUCAGUGCCCGCAUUCUGACAACUCUGGUGGUCUGUCCGCUGUACAUCAGCGCUGCGUAUCACCACCUCCAUUGUUUCCGGAUGCUUCUACAGGCUGGUGCCAACCCAGACUAUAACUACACCGGCCCCGUGAGCAGAGAGGUGCUGACCAGAGGCCUGGCCUCGUGUCUUCUGGAUGCGGUCCUGAGACACGGCUGCGAACCUGCAUUUGUAAGCUUGCUGCUGGAUCACGGCGCUGACCCAUGGCUGGUCCCGUGGGAUGAGCCUGAUUCCGAUGCUGUGGGUCGUGUACGGGUCAAUCCUGAAGCUCUCUGCAUCUACCAGGAGGCCAGAAGACGCCCGAGGAAAUUGACGCAUAUGUGUCGUAUUGAGAUCCGGAGGGUCAUGGGGAAGCAUCGCUUGUCACGCAUCUCAUCUCUUCCGUUGCCAGACACCAUUAAGAACUUUCUUCUCCACAAGGAGUGAGGUGGAUCUGCUGCUUCAUUCAGACAGUAUUUAACUCACAGGUGUGACUGUGGACACUCACUUCCAGCACUGAUAGACAGACAUUUGACAGGUAACUGAAGGUUAUGGGAAGGCCAUGAAUCUGAAAACUUUUACUGCACUGAUUUUGAGGAAAUCUAAAGUGAAAUAUGGUAAAAUCUAUUAAACCGAAUUGAGAGUGUAGCAUUACAAAUAUAGCAUUCUCAGAAAUAAAGUUACAAAAGCUUUCACUGGGGCAGUGCUGGUACCCUUUCAAAAAGUACGCAUUUGCACCUCAAAGGUUUUAUUUUAUUUUAGUACCUGGUUAAAAAAGGUACAUAUUAGGACAUUUUAACUGUCGUAGUGACAGCUUGUAUACCUUUUUUCUGACACUGUGGCAUCGAGCAUACUCCAAUUACAUUCAUAAAUAUGUAAAAAUCACACUUGGGUGAUUCUCACAAAAUCCAGACUUAGAAGGUGUCCAACAUCAGAUUUUUUCAAAAGCCCUUGAAGCCAUUUUUUCCCCGCACAUAUAAGAUUAAGGUCUGAACUUACUAUAACCAUUAUUUUUAGAGGAUUUAAAAAAUAUUUCCUAUAGAAUUAUUUUCUUUUUUUAGAUUAUCAUUAUCAAAAAUUAUCAUUACCGCAACAUGAUAUUACAUUAAUGAGAACUAAAAAGUUGUCUAGGUGCUAUGACAAACAAAAUUUUAUCUGGAGACAAAAAAUAAGAACUGCUAACCUGGUAGCCAUCUUGAGUGUCACAGUCAAUUAUGUCCCUUCCAACUAUUUAAAAAAAAAAAAAAAUGUGUUCCUUGAGGGCUUAAACAAUGAUUGAAAAUUGUUGCGGAGGAUGAGAAAAUUGGUUUUGGACACAUUUAUAUUCCUUAUUAUUGUCUCUACAUUUACCAAUGAUCACCAAAUACAACAUGUUUCUUUACUGUAAAUGUUUAUAGUAUAACAUGCACUGAAGCUUUUUAUUUUUUAGAUUUUUUUAAUUAUAAAUAUUUCCAUGUUAAAGAACCCAAAUCCAGUCAUGGACAUGUUACGGUAAUGAAACUUUUUCCCUUAAAUCUGGAAAAAACAACACAAUUGGUUUGUAUGAUGUCAUUUUAAAUCAUGUGCAAAAUAGUACAUGAAGAGAUGUUUGUAACUGUAUGCUUCUUAUUUUGAUACUCUUACUUUGCAUUUACUUUUUUUAUCAAAAUGUUUCAUGACACCUCAUAAGUCUAAUUUUGUGAGAAUCACCCACUUUUGUUUGUGGGACCUACCGUUCUUGCGCAAACACACCGAAAGUGCAAACGUGACAACUUACCCCAUAGGUGGGGUUAAUUGUAACAAACAGAGGGUUUGUUAUAACAUCUGCGAGAAAUUUUGUUUAAACACGAAUAAUUCAAUAAAAUGCUGUCUUUAUACUAAAGGUGGAUAUUGUUUAUAUAUCUGCCUAUAACAUUUACCAUGAUCGUUCAUCUAAUCAUCCUUGUAUUGUGCAUCAAUGCAUAUAAAUAGAUUUUUUGAAAGGGUUGCACGAUUAAGACACAAAAUCAUAAUUGUGAGCUAUUUCCCCUGAUAUUAUUUUGAUGAAUAGUAUUUACAUUGUUUUCAUUAUCAUUGUAUAGACGGUUUCAUCGGACGCAAGUGCGGUGACGUGAUAGGUGUCUGGUUCGAAGUUAACGUCCGGUUUCAGUUUUCUUUUGGUCUGACUAGUUGCUAAACUGAACUUUUGAACAAAUACCUCGUCGAAAAUAACAAAUGUUUUGGUUUCCCAGGUAAUCUACGUGUUGUUUAUUUUGCUCAUUAUAUAAAUAAACUACGUUUAAAGUACUUUAUUUAAAGUAUUAUUUAUUCUUAGCGGAAUUUACCGGAAGUGACGUGUUGACCACGAAAGCCGCUUGUUUAUGUUGUUACUGCUGAAACCGUCUAUACCUGAGACUUAAUGGUAACACUGUGUGACAAUAAACCCAACUGUGUAAAAAAUGUUUCAAUCCCAGCUAUCAGUCACUAGGCAGUCCUUACAGAAAAACACAGAGCCUUUUUUGUGAUUGUUGGGGGCAAAAAUCCUUGAUCUUAAGGCACGUUUUCUUAAAAAAAGCGAUGGUAUAUACGGGAUAUGUAUGCAGUUUUAUGCGAUGAAUGCAAAAGGUUUUCAGCUUUUGCAGCUUUUCAAUGAUGUUCACGUCACAUAAUCAUGGCAACCCAUGGCAACAGAGGACAUGGCUGCGCUUGUGUGAGGAAAAUGCAAAAUUUUUCAACGUCAUGCUAAGAGAUGUGAUUUUUGCUACGAAAAUGCUGGGAUUAUGAAAUCAUGCAAGCCCUGCAUAUUUUGCGCAUGAAAAUCUGCAAUUUAUGCUGCGAAAGUGUGGCGUAUUUGAAAAAAAUGCGUCCCCCGCGUAACUAUGCAGACUUUGGCUGAUUUUGCGUUAAAUCACGUUUUUUUGGAGGGACUGACUAGGAAUUGCUGACAUGUUUCAAAAUGAACGAGAAACAUUAAUAAAUUAAAUUAAAUAUUAAAUGUUUUUUGGUUUCCCGGACAGGGUUUAGCUUAAGCCAGGACUAUGCCUUGGUUUAAUUAGGAAAUAUUACUAGUUUUAACAAACACGCCUUACUAAAAACAUACUUGUGUGCAUUUUGAAGCAAAACAAAGGGCACUGAUUUAUUUUAAAUAUGUUGUUUUCAGUUUGGAAAGCUCUUACAUUUAUUAAGUCUAGGACUAGUCUAAUCCCUGUCCGAGAAACCGCCCCUAUAUUAAAACUUUUAAGUUUGGAUUAAUUGUAAUUUAUAAAUAUUUUUUACUUUAAAGGGUACAUUUCACAAGACAAGUACGGUUGGAUUUUGUGACUUACACACUCAACUUUACAUAAAAGUAAAGGAAAGUACUUUUAUGCCUCCAAACACUCUUUGUUCAAUAUCUAAAC